UAGGGUGGCACUUGCCACCCCAUGCCACCCUUCUAGAUCUGCCCCUGGAUAUGUGUGUCACACCUGCGUGAUUUCUGCCGACUUGACCUUACCUGUCUGCUUGUCAGCUUUUCAGCACCUUCUCUUAUUACCAAAUAUGAACGAUAGGAUCUAAAAUACAGACAAACCGUAAUAUUUUACUAUUAAUUGUUUUAUCUUUACUUACAAUCAGGAUGUAGAGUCCUGAGGACAAAACAGCGACUACACAGGAUCCUAGUACAGUAUAUAAAAUAUUAAAAAUAAAGCAGUAGUUAAUCUAAAAUAUUACUAAGAAAAGAAAAAACAUAAAAUAACGCAACAGGCAUUGUGAGAUUGCAGAGUGCACAGAUGACAUGCGCAUGUUCGGCAUGUUACUCGUGUAUUUCUUGGAGUAUUUCUACAUUAUUGUACUUGUACACGAGUAAAUGGUGUGAAUACUUUGAUCCAAACAUGCUGAGCUGAUUUUACUUCUGCAGCUCAGACCUGAGGUCCUCUUCACGGUUUCAGUCACGCAAACACAACAGAGUUCAGAUCACAUGGAAGCUUGACAGGGUAUAAAUAGAGAAACGGAAAAUCAUGAGCGACGUUCUGGGAGGGACUGACUCACACACACACACACACACACACACACACACACGUCCUGUUUCUUUGUCUUAUCUGCUCGGUGGUCGGAUCAUGGACGCCCGGCUGCUCUGCAGCACUCUGCUGCUGUCCGUCACACGAGCACUCAGCUCUGCAGAUGACGGCUGGUUCGUGAAGGUUCAGCCGGAGGUACGAGGCAUCGAGGGCUACCCGGUGGUGCUGCCGUGCACCUUUGGCCAUCCGCAGCACUCCCAGCAUUCCUCCCUGCAAGUUGUGUGGCGUCUGGGCCACGGCCAGGGAGCCACUGUCCUGUACCGCUGCACCAGCCGGUCCGGAGCCCCCACCUGUGAGCCAGGGCCGAAGCAGGACCAGCGCUAUCGACUGGAGGGAAACCCGAGGGAGCACGACCUGUCGCUGCGCAUCAGUAACACCAUCCUGCAGGAUAAUGGACGCUACUACUGCCGAGUGGAGGUUCAAGGACGAGAACACAUCAGCUUCGAGGACAAGAUGGGGACCAGACUGAGAGUGGAAGCUCCUCCAAAGAUCCUGGGCCUGUCGGUGGAGGGCACUGAGCAGUCCGGGUACAGAGCGCUGUGUCGGGUCCAGGGCUCCCCGUUGCCGGACGUCCAGUGGCUCGGCCCGGACGACCUGCUGGAGGGCUCUCUGCUCAGGCCGCUGGCUCAAGGCUCCACCGGCCACUACCACACAGUCAGCCAGCUGAGAGACGUGGAGCCAGGCCAACAGUACACCUGCAGCGCCUCCAACCCACUGGGUAAAGAGCAGGCCACUCUGUAUGUCCUGCCUCCCCAGCCCCCCCUCUCUCUGGCCGGGGCUUCACCUCCUCUCCUGCUCCUCCUGUCGGUGUCUGUGGGGGCAAAAGUCCUCCUGCUGGUGGGGAUGGGGGUGUGGAUGGUGCAGGGCGGAGCUCUGCCUGGGCUCAGCUGCUGGAGGAAAUGACUGAUGCCAUUUAGAAACACUUCACUUAGUGUAUGAGCAUGAUAAAAAUAAAUGUAAUCAUUGAGUUAGAACAGUAUAAGCUGAUCAAACAGCCAGUAAACAUCAUAAACCAUGUCUGAAUUUGAAUAACCUAAAAUUACUCAGUUUUAUCUGCUGAUGAGAGAAAUUACAUCCCUCACUGCUGAAAACAAGAGUUAAUAAAGGUAAAAAGAUCUUCUGUGUAUGAUUCCUGCUUUGAUUUGGUGAACAUGACACUGAUGAGUCUGUAGCCGCUAAACUGGUGACCUAAAUCUUCACCACCACGUCUAUAUACAUACAAGCAUAAGGGGAGAGAGUGAAUCAGCGCUCGGAGUACGGACACUGGGCCGGCUUUAAACACACCAUUUAUUUUUUUAGAAGAACAGCCAGAAUCACAAGUAGGAGUUAAAAUCCCCACUAUAGAAUAAAAAUAAAUGUUCCCAACCCGCUAAAAAGCCCUGCAGGCAGAGAUUAAAAUACAAUUAAAAAAAUCAAAGCUAAAUGAAUGUCCUUUUUAUACGAUAAAACGUCCCCCCCAGAGUCCUCUAUUCCCAGUGUCCAACCACACACACUCGGGCAAAUGUUCCUUAGCUGAAA
Messenger RNA from Oreochromis niloticus (Nile tilapia), 2172 nucleotides. RefSeq names its product V-set and Ig domain-containing protein. Gene Ontology annotation, cellular component: plasma membrane. The coding region runs from base 595 to 1557 and encodes 320 amino acids. The transcript is spliced from 3 exons. Lineage: Eukaryota; Metazoa; Chordata; Actinopteri; Cichliformes; Cichlidae. Gene Ontology annotation, biological process: regulation of bone resorption; regulation of osteoclast development; regulation of actin cytoskeleton organization. The record is from RefSeq and is a predicted model, not a curated record.